Lottia gigantea (owl limpet) is the source of this 1354-nucleotide messenger RNA. RefSeq lists its product as hypothetical. The transcript has 11 exons. Bases 18 to 1238 code for a protein of 406 amino acids. The record is from RefSeq and is a predicted model, not a curated record. NCBI's taxonomy places the organism in Eukaryota, Metazoa, Mollusca, Gastropoda, Lottiidae. Gene Ontology annotation, cellular component: COP9 signalosome; cytosol.
CCUUGACAGAAAUCAAGAUGGCAGCUUCCAUAAGAAAUCAACUUUCUCAGCUUGCUGGGCUUUCUCAUUCAGGUGGCUCGCACAAAGAUGUAACAGAAAAGUAUAAGAGUAUUCUAGAAACAAUAAUGAAAACUGGAGGUACUGAGCUUAUCCCAUCAUUACAAGUCUUUGUGGAAGCAUUGAUCAAUGAAAAUGUUAGUUUAGUGAUAUCUCGACAGAUAUUGACAGAAUUUACAACUCAGCUGACCAAACUACCAGAUAAUAUAGCUAAACAAGUGUCUCAUUUCACUCUGGAGAAAAUACAUUCUAGAGUUAUAUCAUUUGAAGAGCAGGUUGCAGCCAUAAGACAACAUUUAGCUGAUAUUUAUGAACAUGAACAAAGCUGGAAGGAGGCUGCUGGUGUUUUAGUUGGAAUUCCAUUAGAAACAGGACAGAAGCAGUAUACCACAGAUUAUAAAUUACAAACAUAUUUAAAGAUAGCUAGAUUAUAUUUAGAAGAUGAUGAUCCAGUAUUAGCCGAGGCGUUUAUCAACAGAGCAUCCAUAUUACAGGCUGAUUCUCAAAAUGAAGAAUUACAAAUUCAUUAUAAGGCAUGUUAUGCAAGAGUAUUAGAUUAUAGACGGAAAUUUAUAGAAGCAGCUCAACGAUAUAAUGAAUUAUCAUACAAGGCCAUUGUUGCUGAUGAAGAAAGAAUGACAGCUUUAAAGAAUGCUUUAAUUUGUUCAGUUUUGGCUUCUGCAGGACAGCAAAGAUCAAGAAUGUUGGCCACUCUGUUUAAAGAUGAAAGAUGUCAACAAUUACCAGCUUUUAAUAUCCUGGAAAAAAUGUACCUAGAUAGAAUAAUUAGAGGCAGUGAUCUUCAAGAAUUUGAAUCUUUGUUACAAGCUCAUCAGAAAGCUAUUACAUCAGAUGGUUCCACAAUAUUGGAUAGAGCAAUUAUAGAACAUAAUUUACUAUCAGCCAGUAAACUGUAUAAUAAUAUUUCAUUUUCUGAACUUGGAUCACUGUUAGAGAUUAAACCCGCUAAGGCAGAGAAGAUAGCAUCUCAGAUGAUAACUGAAGGAAGAAUGAAUGGUUAUAUUGAUCAGAUAGAUUCUAUAGUACAUUUUGAAGCUCGUGAGACAUUACCAACUUGGGAUAAACAGAUACAGAGUCUGUGUUUUCAAGUGAAUAAUAUCAUAGAGAAAAUAUCAACGACUGCUCCAGAAUGGACGAAUAAAACUAUGGAAAUGAAUUGAACUGUACUGCUUUGAUUUAAUUAUUUAGUUCAAAUGCUAUGUAAAUAUAGUGCUCUAUGUAAAUAUUGUAUGUAUUAAAUAAUCUUCAGAUAUAAAUAAAGUGAUCAGAAAUUGUU